CUUUUGCGGCCCAUCCGGAGAAAGGAGGCGAGUGCCUGAACGUAAAACACAAUUGUGCUGCCGCUAGGUUUAAAUGUCAGUAAGAUUCAGCAGUAGACACGGAAGGGAUUGCUAAAGAUAAAGAAUGGAGAAACAUCUUGAGGAGGAGAUUGAUGAUGUUCUAGAUUUAGACCAGGCCCCAGUGAUGAGAUCUUGGGGGUCUCUGAUGGACCUUAGAGAGGGAGAAGAGUCAGAAGGAGAACCAACAGAUGUGGAAGAAAAGGAGAAUGAUAAAUUAGAUCAAGCCCCAGUGAUGAGGUCUUGGGGGUCUCUGAUGGACCUUCAGAAUGGAGAGAAGGCAGAAGGAGAAGAACCAUCAGCAAAGGACUGUAGUCCACAAUUGGAUCUCCCACAUUCAGAGAUGAAAGAGGAGAAGAAUGAUGAUAAAACAGACCCAGCCUCAGUUAUUUGUUCGGGGUCUGUUACAGAUCUGCUGAUAGAAAAAGAGCAGGAAGUUGAGGCAGAUAACAUCGAUAAAGAGAAAUCAGAUGUCCUGCCAACAAAAAGUGACACUGAUUCCACCAAAUCAGAAGACAAAGGGGCUGUCGGAAAGAAUACAAUCAUCUUUCAGAACACCACUCGGGUAUGGAAGCCCAAGUUGCGGCGCCCAACUUUUGUCAACCAAAACUUUACACCAAGUUUGAAAAAAGGCGAGAUAGAGCACCCAACUGCUGAUACCACCAAAGCAGACUAUGGGCCUGUCAACUGCACGCCAAGAUGCAAAAAUGCCCAGUUAGAGCGCCCAACUGCUGAUACCACCAAAGCAGACUAUGGGCCUGUGAACUGCACGCCAAGAUGCAAAAAUGCCCAGUUAGAGCGCCCAACUGCUGAUACCACCAAAGAGGACUAUGGGCCAGUCAAAAGAAAAAGAGACAUGAGCAACAUCAAUAUGGAAGAAAGAGGCUGCCUGCCUAAAAAGAGAAAGACAGGCCACAUCAAUAUAGACGAAAGAGGCGGCAUGCCCAAAAAUAUGGACGAAAGAGGCGGCAUGCCCAAAGAUAUGGAAGAAAGAGGCGGCAUGCCUAAAAAGAGAAAAAUAAGUAAGUUGUUGGCUGUUAUUAAUUCACAGUUCAUUUUGUUUAGAGAAUCUAAAAACAUUUGGAACCUUGACAUUUCAAUAUUAAGGAAGUUAAUGCUCUGCGACCCCCUCCUAUACACAAAACUAUUGGAAUCGGCGGAAUUGAGAUUGGAAUUGCCGACAUGCAGGGCUGUGAUCCUUGGCUUGACUAUGUAACUACUGACUACUACUAUUACUGACUACUACUAUCUGUACAGGGAUUAUAUGCUGUCCCUGUGCUUGCAUGAAGUUCAAGGCAAUAACACGAGUAGAUGAAGUUGAGAAAGCCAUAUAGAGCAUAUGCUAUUACUUGAGAAAUGGGAAUGUAAGCUCUGCAGAGUAAAUGGGGAAACAUUCUAUAUAAUAAUAGUUCCAAGUCCAAAGCAUUCUGAAUAACAAGUCCCAUGCCUGUACCUGUUGAUGCUAUAAUGUUCUUAGAUACAACGUGCAUAAAUCAAGCUAUAUGCAGAAAUAACCUUUAUUCACAAUGCAUUACUAUCUUGUGAUUUUUAGCCUUUGAAAAAUUCACCCCAAAGAGAGAAGAGAGGAAAAGAGAAAGGCAACAUCAUUGGAACCG
Molecule: messenger RNA, 1673 nt
Organism: Xenopus laevis (African clawed frog)
Lineage: Eukaryota; Metazoa; Chordata; Amphibia; Anura; Pipidae
Exons: 15
Coding region: 125-1273 (382 amino acids)
Source: RefSeq, a predicted model, not a curated record